AAGAGACCGGCGAGAGCGGCGAGUGGCGCAGUGCCGGCUCCGUGGGGUCCCUUUAUCCAUAUCGGUCAGCGGCCGAAAAUAGCGAUCCGCCCCUUACAUGGAAAUCUGCUGCCCGCAUUAACGUUGGGCCGGGAGCCCGCGUUGCCCGUUAGAGUCGGCCUAGUCCUUAGUUCGCCCUAAACAGAGGAGCUGCGGUAGAGGGAAGAAGAGGGAGAGGAAGACGUCGACGCGGUAACUACGACGACAACUCGGUGGUGGCCGACGGUCCCUGGGUCCAAAUAAGGACUCGUCACGAGCCAGGGCUGUCGGCAGCUGCUGCGGGCCUCGACGAAGGGAUGAGACUCUAAAGGAAAUAGAACUUGGAAGAAUCGAGAGUCAAAGGAUGAAAGAAAAAUCAUAACAGUUUAGAGAAGUAAAUUUAGAAUUCAACAAAGUUCUGAAUAAGGUGCACAGGGCGACUCGCUCACUCGAGCCAUCGCAAAGAUCCCCUCCACGUUUUUGCACUGCCGGCAAAGCCGAUGCUGGUACCGAUUCACAUUGCCGAGUUUCAACCCCGAAAGGGCGCAUCCUUUGUCGUCGAGCACCUCUCGUUAAUCGCUAUAUACGGCCACAGAAAAUCGCGAAAAUAGCUUCAGUGCGAAUGCGGAGGAGUGGCCGGAUGUUUGCCGAAGAGUAUUUCGAAGAAUUUGCUGAAAAAGCUUGCUGAGAAGUUGAAUAAACGUAUGCCUGAAUUAUGCUUGUACAACUGAAAGGUUUCAGGAUUUCUCGAAUGGAUAAACAAUUGGAUCGAAUAGAUCGCACAAUUCUUUACAAACAAAAAUUCUAAAUUAUUUCGGAAGAGAACAUUUAAUUAAAAAGAAGAAUAACUAGCUGUUUAAAAAAAACUUCCUGUUCGAUAAUAGCAACAAAUUUAGAGGGUUCUUCAUAAAAUUGCUCCACGGUUGCUUGAAGCCAGAAUUGACCUAGUUGCCUAUAAAGCGAUAGGCAAGGUGGCCCCAGCGUCGCGGCGCUAUUUUUGUUCGACGCGUCGCUAACUUUAGACGUACGGCCGACGGACGCUCCCUAAUAAGUUCAAGCGACGAUUAUGGUGGUCGACGCCGCCACCGCCACAGCCAACGACGACGGAUAAAACAUAACGCUUCGCCGCGAGGUAGCAGCGAGCGUGCCAAAAUUAUGCCUGCCCGCGCGGGAAAAAGGAAACAACAUGAUUGCAGUGCCGAAGACCUCGCCUAUAUGAUUAUGAACACGACGAAGAGGCAGCAAUAAUGUUAGUUUAACAUUACCGCUGCUCGCAAGUCGUUUCUUGUAUCUCGCUAAUUGUAAUUAAAAAGAAGCGAAUGUGAGCGAAGUUCACCGACGUUGAGGAAACGAAGGAAUGAGUAAUUUUAGAAAUUAACAGUGGAAAACAUGAGGGUGCGAUUCGCAGAGGAUAGACUCUUUAAUGGACAUGGAAGCAAGCACGAACAGUAUCGCAAAUAUAAAACUAUUUUAUAACUUGUUGAACAUUUGCCAGCACAAGUUUUGCUCCCUGCACGUUAUCGAGAUGACAGAUGUGCCAUACAACACAACAAUUAUACAAGUGUUUUGACAAUGCGCCAAGAUUCGAUCUCAAUGGGUACAGUAAUGUGGCGAUCUCAAUGAAUCCAGUGAUAUGCUACGAACUUGAACUUCUUUUUGAGAAGUCGGCAACGAAUUGAAGAUACUUUCUUAGAGACAUGUGGAAAGCAACUUGAUGAGAAGAUGAAUGGAAGUUUGGAAGGAUGGUUUACAGACAAGGAGUUUGAGAGACAAAGAUGCUACAUAAAUAUCAAAAAUGUUACGAGGAAUAUUGCAGAAGCCUUUCAAGAAAUGCUAAAGAAUUUCAACAGAAAGGCAAUGUCUUCUCGGAUUAAUGGAUUAAAUGGACUAAAUGGAAUUUUUAUACUUUUCUAAACAUUCCGAAUUAUUUUUAUUACGAGAUAAUAAUUAAAAUUGUCUUCAAGAUCACUAUGGAAUUCAGAGUAUCAAACUAAGUUCAUCGUCAUUUUCUUCUUCUUCGGCUUCAACUUCUCGUGGUCGUUCUCUGAAUUGCCGAGAUGCUUUUGGCAUACGUCGGAAAUCCCCGAUGCCUCCGCGGCGCUCCUGAAAAUACUCACUCAUGGCCAAAUCAGGGUAUUAACGCAAGACGAUGCUCCUCCGAUGUAUGAAACGACUGGUAAUCUUCCAUGAUCUUAUCUGCUUCCCGACCGAAAGAGUGAGAGAGAGGGGAUAUUUACGUCUGCAACCUGAACCUGAACAAAUAUUCAACCUGAGAGCUACGGUUAAUUUAUUUUACGACGUUCUUGACAUUGAACGUUUCCAAUUAACAUGGAUCUUCUACUAUUAUGUAUGGAACUUGAUGUUUUGACUUCGAUAUUCGAAUUCUUUUUUAAUUAAGAGUACACAAUAUGAUGAUGCGAUUACAUUGCUGCCAGAUAUUUCAAAAAGGCGUUUUCUGGAUUUGGAGUUUAGCUUAAUUGACUGUGUCACGUGACUAUUUCUGAAAUUUCGCACAAUCAUUUAUUCCGCGAUCGUAACGGGAGCCCUUGGAUCGAUAUCGAGUCCAGGACGUGUCCUCGACUCUCAAAGAAGUACCGUCAAUGAAGCGAAAAGAAUCUGAGGACGCAACAAGGACGUUCGCUCCCGUAAAUUCAGAAUAAUAUUUCCCUCUCGAUCCGAAAACAAUUGCCGAGAAACACGCGAAGAUUGGAAAAGAUCACGAUAAUUCGGAUCGAAACAUAAAUAUGCGAAAGGACCAGGACGAUGAAUCUUGGAACCAGGCAACCCGGAAUCAUGUAAUGAAAUACAUUUAUAUCGGAAAUCACAGACGCACAAUCGGAAGUCAGCGAAGGAGGGGAAAUUGCAUAAAAGAUAACGCGUCUCGCUGACGGAGAUCAGUCGACGGUCGGCGAUUGUGUGGUUUGAUUGUGGAGAAGGCACAAAAAUACUCGCAUUGAAAGUUACUCAGGUUUCUUGACUGUAACCGCAAGAUCUUGUUUUGCAAGAACGUGAAAGAUUGGCAAAUCGAUAUGCUGCGCCUAGUUUUGGUAGCGGCAGUCGUAAGUUUGGCGGUGGCUAAACCAACAGAGGAUCCGGUAGUAGAUCCUCCUGUCGAAAGUCAGGAUGCUGCGAAACUCCUGCAGAACGCCCGGGAUAUCCUGAAACGCCUCGACGCACAAUCCGGAGAAUGGAGCAACAAGCAGAGCCUCGCUGAAUGGAAUUACGCGUCGAAUCUAACGGACGAGAAUCUAGCCGAAAAACUGAACGUGUCUGCAGCGGCUGCGCGUGUCAGAAAACAGAUCGCCGAAGAAGCGAACGCUUUUCCUUGGAGGGACUUGGAGGAUGAGAAUAUUAAGAGACAGUUCAGCAAGUUCGGUAUACUAGGUGUCGCCGCGCUUCCUGAAGACAGUUACAAGGAGUUCGAAACAACCAUCAGUCAGAUGGAGAAUAUCUACAGUACUGCGAAAAUCUGCGACUAUAAGAAUAAGACCAAAUGCGAUCUCGCACUCGAACCGGAAAUCACUGAAAUCCUGAUGCACAGCCGCGAUCCCGAAGAACUGAAGCACAUCUGGGUAGAAUGGAGGAAAGCUUCGGGUGAACAGGUCAAGUCUUUGUAUCCCAAGUAUGUUGAAUUAGCGAACACCGCGGCGAGACUCAACAACUUUUCAGACUAUGCAGAGUACUGGAUGAAGGAUUACGAAGCCGAAGAUUUCCCCGCACAAAUCGAGACCCUUUGGCAACAAUUGAAACCGCUGUACCUGCAGCUGCACGCUUACGUUCGACGCGAACUCAGGAAUAAGUACGGUGAGAACAUCGUUUCCAAGGACGGUCCGAUUCCAGCACAUUUGUUGGGCAACACCUGGGCUCAGACAUGGUCGAAUAUUGCAGAAUUCACCGUACCAUUUCCGGGCAAACAGUUGCCGGAUGUCAGCGCCGCUUUGGUCGAACAAGAUUAUAACGCGACCAGUAUAUUCCGACUUGCCGAGAACUUCUUCAAGUCGAUCAAUCUAACCGCCAUGCCGGACACAUUCUGGGAGAAUUCGAUCCUGACGAAGCAGAGGGACGUGGACAUGGUUUGCCACGCAAGUGCGUGGGACUUUUAUGACGGCAAGGAUUUCAGGAUUAAGCAGUGUACACGCAUCAACAUGGAAGACUUGUUGACGGCGCAUCAUGAAAUGGGACACGUCGAGUAUUAUUUACAGUACAAGAAUCAGCCCAACAUCUUCAAGGAGGGCGCGAAUCCCGGUUUUCACGAGGCGGUCGGCGACGUCAUUUCUCUCAGCGCGUCCACUCCCAGCCAUCUCAAGAAGAUCGGACUACUGAAGAACGACUCGACUGACCAGGAAGCAUUGUUGAAUCAUCUUUACGCAAAAAGUCUUGAUAAGAUCGUUUUUCUGCCGUUCGCCUACAUGAUGGAUCGAUGGCGUUGGGAUGUAUUCCAGAGAAAAGUGACGCCCGAUAAUUACAACUGCAAGUGGUGGUCGCUCGCGGAGGAGUAUCAAGGCAUUGAACCACCAGUGGAUAGGUCGGAAGAAGACUUCGAUCCCGGUGCAAAAUACCACAUAAUCGCAGACGUUGAGUACAUAAGAUAUUAUGUAAGCUUCGUGGUACAAUUCCAAUUUCAUAAGGCGCUGUGCACUAAGGCGAAACAAUACGAUCCAAACAAUCCAAACGCCAAUCCAUUGCAUCAAUGUGAUAUUUACGAUAACAAGGAUGCCGGAAACCUACUGAAGUCUAUGUUGGAGUUGGGUUCUUCGAAACCAUGGCCAGAUGCGAUGGAAAAGAUCGCAGGACAAAGGGAAAUGGAUUCUACUGGACUUUUAGAAUAUUUCAAGCCCUUGACUGAUUGGCUGACGAAAGAAAAUAAGAAAACUAACGAAUAUAUUGGAUGGAAAUCCAGUAAUAGACGUAAAUUAGAAAGAAGCAUAACCAUGGUGAAGGAACAAUUUAGAGAGAAAAAUGUCGCCAGUGAAAUCUCCCACAUAUCUUUCGAAGCAGACAACAUGCAGAAUAUGCUUAUGCAAGCCAGUGUGCAAGUUGUGACUAAAAAUAUGUACAACGAGGAUGUUGGGCGUACCCCAGUUUUGUAUGGAAUACUUGACAGACGCAUGGGAGUAUGUUCUAGUGGCAAUGAAUGUACUACAUGUGGUAAAACAUUGCUGGAUUGUGUAGGCCAUUUUGGUUAUAUAGAGUUGCAAUUGCCAGUCUUUCAUGUAGGCCAUUUCAGAUCUAUCAUUCAGAUUUUACAGACAAUUUGCAAGAAUUGUGCCCGUGUUCUGUUAACAGAAGAAGAAAGGUCAUUUUAUACACGUAAAUUACAAACUUCAAAUCUAGGAUAUCUAAUGCGUAAGGCAUUGCGUAAGCAAAUUUGGGAGAAAGCAAAGAAGAAAACAACAUGUCCAACUUGUAAAGCGAAUAAUGGUCCUAUUAGAAAAGCAGGUUUUCUUAAGAUUGUACAUGAAAGAUAUAAGAAUUUAAAGAAAACAGAUCCUAUUAUUCAAGAAAAAUUAAUCGAGUUAGGCCCAGCAAUGGAGCAUGACAAAGAGCUUAAGAGUGUAGUAGAACAAAAUUACAGAAGUGUAUUUGACCAAUAUUUAUAUCCAAAUGUGGUUCGAGAACUUUUCACCCGAAUUCCAGUAGGUGAUGUUUAUUUGUUACUAAUGGAUCCUAAAUGUGCAGUGCCAGCAGAUUUAAUAUUAACUAGGAUUCCUGUGCCACCCGUUUGUAUUAGACCUAGCGCUUUGUCUGAUUUAAAGGCUGGUACAAAUGAAGACUAUCUAACAAUGAAAUUGUCCGAAAUAUCUCUUAUUAAUGAUGUUAUUGAGAGACAAAAUAAUGUUAAUAUAAUUAGUUACAUGGAUCAUUGGGAUUUUCUUCAAUUACACUGUGGUCUUUAUAUCAACAGUGAAAUAUCUGGUAUACCUCCUCACAUGCAACCUAAAAAAUUUGGUAGAGGUAUGGUACAAAGAUUAAAAGGAAAGCAAGGACGUUUUCGUGGUAAUUUGUCUGGUAAACGUGUUGAUUUUUCUUCUCGUACAGUAAUUUCACCCGAUCCGAAUCUUAGAAUAGACCAAGUUGGUGUACCUAUGCAAGUUGCGAUGACUUUAACGUUUCCUGAAAAAGUUAAUCCUUCAAAUAUCGAAUUGUUACGCAUAUUAGUUAGAAAUGGUCCAGAUGUACAUCCUGGAGCGAAUUAUGUACAAUAUUACGAUAACAAUACGCAAAAUAAAGUAUAUCUUAGAUACGCCAAUCGGAACAAAAUCGCUCAAAAUUUGCAGAAUGGUGAUAUUGUCGAAAGACAUCUCAAGGAUGAUGAUUUGGUGCUAUUUAAUCGACAACCGUCUUUGCAUAAAUUAAGUAUAAUGGCGCACAGAACUAAAGUGUUGCAGCAUCGAACGUUUAGAUUUAAUGAAUGUUGCUGUGCGCCUUAUAAUGCGGAUUUUGACGGUGAUGAAAUGAAUAUACAUUUUGCACAGACCGAGGAAGCGAAAGCAGAAGCGCUGGUUCUAUUAGCGAAUAAAUCCAAUCUAGUUACACCACGCAACGGCGAUUUACUGAUAGCUGCAACCCAAGAUUUUAUAACAGGUGGAUAUCUUUUGACUCAGAAAGAUGUGUUUUUCCGGAUAGACCAAGUUAAAUUGGCUCUUUGUUUCUUGACUGGUCCAGACGCGUCUACGAAUGUAAUUCUUCCUGUACCAGCAAUUCUAAAACCAGUCAAACUGUGGACUGGCAAGCAAAUAUUCAGUUUGAUUAUUCGACCAACCGCAAAAUGUCCUGUUAAAGCAAAUCUAAAGACAAAGGGCAAGACUUAUACUAGCGGCGAGGAAUUUUGUAUUAAUGAUUCUUAUGUUAUUAUUCGCAAUUCCGAGCUCUUAGCAGGAGCAAUGGAUUCAUCUACAUUGGGUUCCGGAUCGAAGCAAAAUAUAUUUUACAUUCUGCUACGUGACUGGGGUGAAGAUGUUGCAAUCACGGCAAUGUGGCGUUUAACAAGAUUAACAAAUCAUUUUAAUUUUGACAGAGGAAUUUCUCUCGGUCUCAGUGAUCUUAUAGCGAAUAAGGGUCUUCUACGAGCCACAGAAACUUUGUUAAACACUCACUACUCUAAGUGUGAUGAAUACAUUCAACUAAUGGAAGAAAAUCAACUCGUCUGUCAACCUGGAUGUACGAUAGAGGAAACAUUGGAAACGAAGAUAUUAAACGAGCUUUCGGUUAUUCGUGAUAACGUUGGUAAAGCAUGUUUGAAGGAAUUACACCGUACCAAUACUCCUUUAACUAUGGCGCUCUGUGGGAGUAAGGGUAGUUAUAUCAACGUUUCUCAAAUGAUUGCCUGUGUAGGUCAACAAGCUAUCAAUGGACGUAGAGUGCCGAAUGGAUUCGAAAAUCGUGCAUUGCCUCACGUUUUAGCACAAUUGAGGAAACCCGAUGUUAAAGGCUUUGUAAAAAAUUCAUUUUACUCCGGUUUGGGAUCAAAAGAGUUUUACUUUCACGCGAUGGGUGGUCGAGAGGGUCUCACGGAUACCGCUGUCAAAACUGCGGAUACCGGAUACAUGCAGAGACGAUUGAUCAAAAGUUUAGAAGAUCUAUGCGUUCACUAUGAUAUGACAGUACGUAAUGCGAUGCGCGAUAUCAUACAGAUUUGCUAUGGUGGUGACAAAUUGGAUCCUACAUACAUGGAAGGUAAAGACUGUCCGGUGGACUACAAAAGAGUAUAUGAUCAUGUGAGAGCAAAGUUGCCUUAUAAGAACGAAGAGCCUUUAGAUGCUGUUAGCGUGAUGAGCGCCGCAGAGGACAUGCUAUCUACCGAGGAGUACGAGUGCUUGAGUGACGAAUUCAAGAUGGAAUUGAUCGAGUUCUUGAAAACGGUGGCGCGGAAGAUAGCGCGUUAUCGGCAGAACAUUAAGUCGAAUUCACCGGUGGUCCAGCAACUCGAACGUUUCACCCUUUCACAAUUGGUGGAAUUUAUUCACACGUGCAAGGAGAAAUACAUGAGAGCCGUGAUAGAACCAGGCACGACUGUGGGUGCCCUUGCCGCGCAAAGUAUCGGCGAGCCAGGAACCCAGAUGACUCUUAAAACAUUUCACUUUGCCGGUGUAGCGUCUAUGAACAUCACUCAAGGUGUGCCGCGUAUUAAGGAGAUUAUCAAUGCGAGCCCGAAGAUCAGUACUCCCAUUAUAAUAGCGACAUUGGUUGACGGUAUGGAUCUUGAAGGUGCCGAACGAGUGAAGGCGAGAAUUCAGAAGACGACACUAAAAGAUGUAACGGAACUUAUUGAACAAGUAUAUACACACGACGGAUAUUUUAUUAGGAUAAAAUUAAACUUGGAGAAGAUAAAAUUAUUAAAAUUAGAAGUGAACGUUUAUUCUAUCAGUUAUAUACUUUGCACAUCAAAGUUGAGACUAACUUCAAAAAAUGUGCGUGUAAAAGACGAUUCAACUAUUAUUAUUUCACUAACUAGACAAAAGGAGAAUUCUAGUUUUCCGUUUCGUCGAUUGAUGGAGGUUCUUCCAAAAAUUAUUGUGAAGGGCAUGCCAUCAAUUUCUAGAGUUGUUGUACAUGAUGAAAUGGCUGAAGGGAAAAGGAAAUGGAAAUUAUUAGUGGAAGGAGAUAAUUUUAGGGAAGUUAUGGCAACAUCUGGAAUCCUCGGUACAAAAACGACAUCGAAUAAUACAAUAGAAGUUUUUAAAACACUCGGAAUAGAAGCGGCAAGAACAACUAUCAUGUCAGAAAUCAAAUCAGUAAUGGAAAAUCACGGAAUCAGUAUUGAUCGUCGACAUCUAAUACUUUUAGCAGAUUUAAUGACGAGUAGAGGAGAAGUGCUUGGUAUUACAAGACAAGGUUUAGACAAGAUGAAAGAAUCAGUUUUAAACCUAGCAUCGUUUGAGAAAACGUCAGAUCAUCUAUUUGAUUCAGCUUAUUAUGGACAGAAAGACACUAUAUGCGGCGUGUCAGAAUCGAUAAUAAUGGGUAUUCCAAUUCCAGUGGGCACAGGAAUGUUUAAAUUACUUAACAAAGCAGAUAAAUAUGAACCACAAAAGAGGGAACUUCUCUUUGACAAUCCACAAUUUCACAAGCAAUUCCAUUCUGGAAAACGACUUACGCGAAUACGACCGCGUCCAGUGCUACAGACGUCUUAAUUAUGAUAUGAUAAGAUAUACACAUAUAAGACAUUGAUAUGAUAAGAUAUA
Molecule: messenger RNA, 9203 nt
Organism: Nylanderia fulva
Lineage: Eukaryota; Metazoa; Arthropoda; Insecta; Hymenoptera; Formicidae
Source: RefSeq, a predicted model, not a curated record